Molecule: messenger RNA, 644 nt
Organism: Parathielavia appendiculata
Lineage: Eukaryota; Fungi; Ascomycota; Sordariomycetes; Sordariales; Chaetomiaceae
Exons: 1
Coding region: 154-564 (136 amino acids)
Source: RefSeq, a predicted model, not a curated record
GAUUAGAUAAGCAGUGGAAACGACCACACUCAAAAAGCUGGAACCAAGAAAAUUCUUCUGCAGAAUCAACAAACUGCUCUCAUGUUUGCUCGGCUAUGUCGCCAUGGCUUCUCAACUGCUGUACGGUUGUGAAAGGUAGCCAUUCAGACAGUAAUGUGCCGUCAUAUCUCAGCCACAGCGCUUGCAAUGCCGUGGUGCGAUGCACAAGGUAGGUUGGCACCGACUGGCAAACUGUCAAACUCAAAGAGUCUCUCUCUCGUUCCGCUGAGCCUGCUUGGUUUUGGCACCACACACCAUCCUGCCAAAGGUAUGUCUACGUUCUUUUUCAUGCCCCUCCACCACUUCCGCUGUCGUCAUGAUGAGCGUAAUUUGCGAUUGAUACCGUGUGGAUGGUCCCCUUUCGCCGGGGCGACUAUAUCCGGCGGACAAAUGAUAGUCAUUCUUACAUAUUCUGAACACGACGACACUAUUACCUCCAUUGUACCCUUUUCAACAUCUCGCCUUGUCUUGGACUGUUGGCUAAUAAGGGUUACAGAGACAGGAAAAGUCCAACAGAGACAAUAGGCUGUCCCGUAGUGGUACGCACCUCUCUUGCAAAAUAGAAUCCUCCGUAGGACGAGCGUGCUCAUUACUCGGGAGAAAAC